Messenger RNA from Carassius auratus (goldfish), 3494 nucleotides. Its product is annotated as actin-binding LIM protein 1-like. Gene Ontology annotation, molecular function: actin filament binding. Gene Ontology annotation, biological process: cytoskeleton organization; cilium assembly; lamellipodium assembly. The coding region runs from base 579 to 2831 and encodes 750 amino acids. The record is from RefSeq and is a predicted model, not a curated record. The transcript has 26 exons. Gene Ontology annotation, cellular component: actin cytoskeleton; stress fiber. Lineage: Eukaryota; Metazoa; Chordata; Actinopteri; Cypriniformes; Cyprinidae.
GUCUUUGCAUUUUCUAGCGUAUUUACUUCUCGGGUGAUAUCAGUGGUAGCCAAUGAGCUACACAUAUAUCUGUUUGAUCAAAACUAUUGCUGAGAGAAAUUAUUUAGGCAGGUCGCUGUAUAUUAGUACUAGCGCCCCUAAAUUCUAAACCUUGGCUGAUCAGAUCCGUGCACUUUAUUCUCUGACAAAACAGAAAGGAACCGAUCGGGAUCACUUCCAUCCGGACCGGACGCGGCGUUAUCGGGCAUGUCUGUGCGCGUAGCGCUGCUCAUCCCAUAAUUGCCCCGCCCUGCUUCUGCACCAGGGCAGCAGACCUCUACCUGUUAGACUGCGCCAUCACUGGCCUAUCCUUGGCAACCGGUGCCACGGUAACCUGAGUCUCCUCCUCCACUUCCUCCCAGUCCGGACACCAGAAUGCAUGCAGCGAGGACACACAGCAUCAGCACUUUCGUGAGUGUGCGUGGCCGUGUGCGAAUGUGAAUUAUUGAUGAGGACGCAGCCUCAGAAGGUCUUGUCGGGCCGUCCUGUGAGUGUAUGAGGUUGGAAGGGUGUGAGUGUGUUUAUGUCUGUCAGUAGAGAUGGGGGAGAAGAGUGCAGUGCACCAGCAGAAACAGCCUCCUUACGAUGGACUGUGCAACUACGCCCAAAAAAUUACGUCCUGCUUCGGAUUGGAUGUGGCCCAUGCACAGGAAGCUCACCAACAGACGGAGAAGCCUUUGAUACGCUGUGCUAAAUGUGGGGAGGUGUGCAAGGGAGAGGUGUUACGAGUGCAGGCCAAACACUUCCACAUCAAGUGCUUCACAUGCAAAGUAUGUGGUUGCGAUCUGGCUAAAGGAGGAUUCUUCAUGAAGAAUGGAGACUAUCUGUGCACUCUGGACUACCAGCGCAUCCACGGCACCUGCUGUAACAUCUGUGGAGAGAUUGUGGAAGGGGAGGUGGUGACUGCACUCGGGAAGACCUACCACCCAAAAUGCUUUGUGUGCACAAUCUGCAAGAGACCAUUUCCUGCUGGAGACAGAGUGACGUUCAAUGGCAAGGACUGUCUGUGUCAGUACUGCGCAGAGCCCAUGUCUCCAGGACCCACCAAAGAUGCUGUGGGACCCAGCAGUUGUGCGGGUUGUGGCAGAGAUAUUAAGAACGGUCAGGCUCUGCUGGCUCUAGAGAGUCAGUGGCAUUUGGGCUGUUUUAAAUGCAAGGCCUGUGCCAAAGUAUUGACUGGGGAAUACAUCAGCAAAGAUGGCACCCCCUACUGUGAGCGUGAUUAUCAGCUCUUGUUUGGAGUGCAGUGUGAAGCAUGUCAGCAGUUCAUCACUGGGAAAGUCCUGGAGGCUGGGGACAAGCACUACCACCCCAGCUGUGCUCGCUGUAGCAGGUGUAACCAGAUGUUCACUGAAGGAGAGGAGAUGUACCUGCAAGGAUCAACAGUUUGGCAUCCAGGCUGUAAACAUUCGCCCAGAGGCGAGGAGAGACAGAGGCUAUUGCCUGCGUCUCUAGCUCUCCUCAGCAAAACAGAAAGGCAGCCGACACGCUCGUCGUCCGAGAGUAUAUGUUCCAGACCUGGUUCAAGCAUACCUAGCUCACCGGGUCACACCAUUUAUGCAAAAGUAGACAAUGAGAUCCUUGAUUACAGGGAUUUAGCAGCCAUUCCCAAGGUCAAAGCCAUUUAUGACAUUGAGCGUCCAGAUCUAAUCAACUAUGAGCCACUUUACACCACCUCACUGGAUGAGUCAGAGGAGAGAGAGAGUGUGGGAGAGCUACAGAGCUCCAGGAGAGAGUGUUCGCCCAUGCCAGAAGACAGAACCAGGUCACCCACACCAACUGCUGAGGGUUACUACGAGAUGCGAGAACGAAUACUUCAUCGGUCAACAAGUCAAGGCUCCAUUGGCUCGCCCAUUUACAGCCGCCACAAUUACACUCCCACCCUGUCACGCUCCCCACAGCACUUCCACAGACCCGGCACUGAGCCGUCCAGUGGUCGGAGUUCCCCAGGGGCCAGCACCCCUCCUCUCCUUCUGACUCCCAAACAUUUUCACCUGCCAGAUCAAGGAGUAAACAUCUACAGAAAACCCCCUAUCUACAAACAGCAUGAUUCAGCUGCCUUUGCAGCCCAAAGCAAGUCUGCUGAUGACAUCAUCAAAUCGGCCAAAUUCCCCUCAGCGUACACCCCUGGUCCAGACUACCCAGCAAAGAUCGAGACAGACUGCUGGUCCUUCCCGAUCUUCCAUGCUGCCCUAGGAACCGACGGGAGGAGAAGGUCAAGAGAGGAGGAUGAGGAGGAGCUCCAGAAACGCAGACAGAUUCAGGAGGAACAUCUCAACAAGAUCCAAUCUGGUUUGGGGAAAAUGAUUCUUAAGGAGGAGAUGGAGAAAGAGAUGAUCCGAGAGCAUCAUGCACGGAGCCUGUCAGCACAGCGCUACGAACAUGGAAGCAAUAGAAAUUCACCCUCUAAAACAGGCUCACUGCCUGGAUAUGGGCGUAUUGGACUGCAUCGGCCUCAGUCGACUGAUUUCACUCAGUAUAACAGUUAUGGAGAUGUAUGUGGUGGGAUGAGAGAGUUUCAGCCCAUGCAUGAUGGCCACCGUCCAGCCUCCAGAAUGGACAGAGGAGUGUCUAUGCCCAACAUGCUGGAACCAAAAGUAUAUCCAUAUGAAAUGCUUGUGGUAACCAGCCGCAGUCGCUCCAAACUGCCCAGAGAUGUGGACAGAACCAGACUAGAGCGCCAUCUGUCUCCGGAGACGUUCUUUGAAAUCUUUGGGAUGGCAAUUCAGGAAUUCGACAGGUUACCUCUGUGGAAACGGAAUGAACUGAAGAAGAAAGCCAGACUCUUCUAACGUCUGCACACACUCACAUGAUGUAUCAUCCAGCUGUUUACUCCCCUUCUGUUAUUUCUUGCAUAUGGUGUCAGUUUAUAAAGAACAGAGGGUCUAAACAUCUCAAAAUUCUCAAAUCUCUCUCUCUCUCUUUCUCUCUCUUUGUCUCUGUCGCUUUAACUUCCUCUCUUCCAGAAAUAAGUCUGCCUCUCUUUGUUCUUUGUUUCUUCUUGGAUAUCUUUGUAAAUCAUGUUCAUGCAGGUCGGAUUAUCCAAACCUUUGUAAAUUUGCAGUUAUAAUCCUCUUAAUUCUGUUCCAGUAAAGACUCCUCCAUUUGCGUCACUUUUGGUUCAGGGAGGGAUUGUAGAUGCUACGCUGUGUCUUUGUACCUGUUCAUGUAUGCAUACAAAGAGACUCCAUACUAGCAUAUAUCCACGUAUUCACCCUUAGCUACUCUACCAGACUCCAGUUAACAUCUGUUAAUUAAAGGUCAGGUGUUUCAUUUCUGUGCCAAUAGAAUUGAAAAAUGAUUGUUCGCUGUUGAACACAUGUCCAUCAGUCAAACCCACAUCAUUGGUUACUGGUUUCUCAAACUGGUCAUUUUUCCAUUUGGUGCCACUAAUUGUUCAGAGGUGACACACUUCAUCUUUAUGCUUUCUGAUACUGAUUAAACUGUUGAAUCGA